Molecule: messenger RNA, 2056 nt
Organism: Babjeviella inositovora NRRL Y-12698
Lineage: Eukaryota; Fungi; Ascomycota; Pichiomycetes; Serinales
Gene: RTG3
Product: Rtg3p
Exons: 1
Coding region: 282-1898 (538 amino acids)
Biological process (GO): regulation of transcription by RNA polymerase II
Molecular function (GO): DNA-binding transcription factor activity, RNA polymerase II-specific; protein dimerization activity; RNA polymerase II cis-regulatory region sequence-specific DNA binding
Source: RefSeq, a predicted model, not a curated record
GCUAUCAUCUCUCUAGCUAUCCCCAAUCUUGUCGGAAGCCAUCUCUCUGCCUUCGGUACUACAACUUUGUUGAAGGCGUCUCACUAACAUUCAUCGCUAGCCGCCAACACUCUAACCGCCAACACGCGUGUCCCCAAGCAAACUCGAGAAUUCAACAUCCCUCCCUUAAUCACAUUUUUUAUUCCGGUAUCGCCACGCGUUUGCCCCUACAAAGUAAUCUUUAGGUCUAUCUGAGUCCACCACUGAUACCUGUAUCUUCUGCAGCUUCACCAACACAACACAUGACUGGUUUGAAAGAAGACCCAUCCUUCAGCGACUUCACAUCGUUCGGGUUCACGUCGCUAAACGUCGUGCCGUCACGCCAACAACACCAGGAGUUUGCCGCGAGCCACAGGGCACCGCCGUCAGACGAUUUCUUGAGCCUCAACGAUGCGCAGCUCGAGCACAUCCCUACGCCGGAUGUCGUAAAAGAGGAGGUGCCGUUCGCAGAUUUUAACCUAGACGGUUUCCAGCACAACUCCAGCAACCAGCUCAUUGACGAUUUGGAGGCGUUGACGUUUCCCAACCAGGGCUUUUACGGCAACACCCCCGCCCCCGAAACGUCCUCUACUACGUUCAGUCCAAUGUCCGCGGAUAUCAACCCUUUUGCAAAACCCCACAACGGUAGUGUCAGCCACACCCCAUACUUCAACGACCCCGUGUCGCGAAACGUUUCGCUUUCGAAUCAAGGAUUUCAGCCCCCGGGGCAGCUAUACUCGAGCUAUAACGAGGUGAGCCCUAACGCUGGUCCGCUCGGAAGAACCAUGUCCAUUUCCUAUAACAACCCCUCGCAGUUUGCCAGUCCGCCGGUAAAUUCGCCGUAUGGCAACGACGGAAGCCUCACCGAGUACGGCUCAUCGUUUGGCUCCUAUGACGCCAGUUCGUUGAGGUCGCCUCCGACCUCCUCCUCCUACCUCUCUGGAUCCUUCUCUACCGUCCGAUCCCCGCGGCAGAGUAUCGUGUCGCUUGGCUCUCCGCCGUCUGUGCCAAAUCUGAACCACGGAAGCGUCUCGGGGCCUACUCACCCCAAGCAACUUCUUUCCAAGGAUGACAAGCUCAAACGCCGCAGAGAGUUUCACAACGCGGUCGAGCGCAGAAGGCGUGACUUGAUCAAGGAGAAGAUCCGUGAGCUCGGGAACAUGGUGCCACCGUCGUUGGUGUUGAAGAACAGCGGCGAAACCGCCAGCCCUCCACCGGUGGCCACCACUGGCUCUAGCCGGGACCGAGACAGUAAACCCAACAAGUCGAUUAUCUUGAACAAGGCCGUGGACUAUGUCAGCCAUUUAAUGAUCACCUUGGAAAGACAGAAGAAUGGCUUGGAAAAUAUGCAGGACCGCUUGUCCCAGUUGGAGCAGAUGCCGGACAUUGAUGUGAAUAAUGCCUUGUUCAUGCCCCCGAAGCCGUACUCGACCGAAACUCAUAUGUCUCACAGCUCGCUGAUGUAUUCGGAUAAUAGCUAUUCGUUGGGGGCGGGGCACCAGCAGCCGCAUUCCCAGCCUCCACCCCAGUUUUCGCCAAACUUUGAUGACAUUUUGGGAAAAGGGGGUGACGACUAUGAGCAGCAGUACAUGCCAAGUAUCCAGUCGCAACUGACGGUGAAUUUGCAGUCGGAGAACCAAAGACUAGCAGCGCGAGCGGCAGUGGCAAACGCCAAGUUGCUCCAGAGAACGGAUUCGGCAUUUAGCAUUGGGGGCACGAAUAGGCGAACAACAUCUGCGGGACUGCAGCUGGCUGGAAAUGGGUACUUCAACCCAGAUGAUUUCUUUCCGGAGAUUAAGGUCGAGAAUGGCGGGCCUAUGCGUGCGUUUGAGAAUGAGGGUGACGAAUUUUGGGGGGUUGACGGUAAGUUGGGGUUUUAAAGAUCCGAAAUACACCCCAGAUUCGUUCCAGGGGAGGCCGACCUGUUUUCCCAGACUCUGCUACUGGAUGCACCGAGAAAUAUUUUGGCUAUUGACUAUUUGAAGGGCCUCCCAACCGGCGUGCGGGGAGGUUGGAUAGUUGACUACGGGUUGUGCAC